Molecule: messenger RNA, 1228 nt
Organism: Asterias rubens (European starfish)
Lineage: Eukaryota; Metazoa; Echinodermata; Asteroidea; Forcipulatida; Asteriidae
Product: NAD-dependent protein lipoamidase sirtuin-4, mitochondrial-like
Exons: 3
Coding region: 13-1065 (350 amino acids)
Molecular function (GO): NAD-dependent protein lysine deacetylase activity; NAD+ binding
Source: RefSeq, a predicted model, not a curated record
UCAAAACCCAAAAUGGCUCUUUCACACUCACUUUUCUACAAAUUGAGAUUUUUAGUUUCAUCAAAGUGUUCAUAUAUAGGACAAAUAACAGUUCAUAUUGAGCCUAAACGAUUUGCUAGCAACAAAUUCACAACCAAAACUGCUGAACACUUUUCAACUCAGUUGAAAACUGCCGAAAACACUGAUGUCAGUGUCAGAGAUAGAGCAAUUAUGUUUGUCCCAGAGAGUCAACCAGUGGAUCAAAAUGUGGUUGAAAAACUCCAGGAUUUUGUUUCCGCCUCUAAGAAAUUAUUUGUGCUGACAGGAGCGGGUUUAUCCACAGAAUCUGGUAUUCCUGAUUAUCGUUCGGAGGGCGUAGGAAUGUAUGCAAGGAGUAAAUCUAGGCCCAUUCAGUAUUCCGACUUCAUAAAUUUUGCAGACAGAAGAAAGCGGUACUGGGCAAGGAACUUUGUGGGCUGGCCGAAGUUUCGCUCGACUCGCCCGAACGCUUCUCACAGAACUCUUGCAGAAUGGGAGAAGGCCGGUAAAGUCCAUUGGCUUGUGACGCAGAAUGUCGACGCCCUUCACAGCAAAGCAUACAGCGAGAGAGUUACCGAAUUACACGGUCUCUCAGCGCACAUCGUAUGCUUAUCUUGUGGUGGACAAACUACAAGGGAUGAGUUGCAAGAACGCAUGAUAGAAAUGAACCCUGGUUUUUCAAUAGAAUCAGAGGCUAUAGCACCGGACGGAGAUGUCAUCCUAUCAGAUGAAGUCGUGAAAGGAUUCAACGUCCCAUCCUGCAAAGACUGUCGAGGAGUCCUAAAACCAAAACUAGUCUUCUUUGGUGACAAUGUGCCCAGAGUUACCGUUGAGUUUGUCCAUAGCCGGCUGAGAGAAGCUGACGCUUUCCUGGUUGCUGGCUCAUCUCUUGAGGUGUACUCUGGUUAUCGCUUUGCAUUGGCAGCCAAGGAGCAGAAGAAACCUAUUGCAAUAGUAAACAUCGGACCCACCAGAGCUGAUAAACUAGCUACAUUGAAGAUCAAUGCAAGACUAGGUAGCAUCCUGCCAUACAUCCAGAUUACUUGAGACACUCAAGCACCGCAAAACAUCACAAGCAUACUACAAUGUAACGCCAGUCCAGUUAUACACUGUACAGUCGACUCUCAUUAUAACAAGAUCGCUGGGACUGACCAAAUUACCUCUUUAUAACAUUGACUUUGUUAGUAAGAGGACAGCAAAAUAAAGAAAC